This is a messenger RNA of Haplochromis burtoni (Burton's mouthbrooder), 3020 nucleotides long. RefSeq names its product probable ribonuclease ZC3H12D. Gene Ontology annotation, molecular function: mRNA binding; RNA endonuclease activity; metal ion binding. Gene Ontology annotation, cellular component: cytoplasmic ribonucleoprotein granule; nucleus. The transcript has 6 exons. Gene Ontology annotation, biological process: 3'-UTR-mediated mRNA destabilization; nuclear-transcribed mRNA catabolic process, RNase MRP-dependent. The record is from RefSeq and is a predicted model, not a curated record. Lineage: Eukaryota; Metazoa; Chordata; Actinopteri; Cichliformes; Cichlidae. The coding region runs from base 152 to 1954 and encodes 600 amino acids.
UCCAGUGAGUAAUAAGAGCAGCUUCACACAGACCAGUGGUUUUGUCUAUGUAAGUCACUCAUUGAGAGCAGAUCCCACACACACACAGAGGGAAAGAGAUUAAUGCUGCGAGCCACUACCUGCUGAAUCUGCUGUCUCCGUGGAAACGCCGAUGAGCCACAAUAAGGAGGCGAAGAGUAGGAUUCCCCAGCCAGACGGUCCCGAGCGCGCAAAGGAGGAGGAGAGGAGCCACUCUGAUUCGCUGGCAACCAUGGACGCCAAAGUGGAGCGCUUUCUCAAGUUAGGAUACUCUUACAGCGACAUCCUCAGGGUACUGGAGAGCCUCCGGCACGACGCCCAGACCAAUGACAUCUUGGAGGAGCUGAUAAAGACGUGCCACACUCGCACCCACAACAACAGGAGCGUGCCAAACAGCCCCAAGCUGGUGCCCAGAGGCUGCAGCCCCAGCCCCAGCCAAGCCAGACCGGGACCGGACAGAGAAGCGGCAGCUGGAUUCAGACCGGUGGUUAUAGACGGCAGCAACGUGGCCAUGAGCCACGGCAACAAGAAGGUGUUUUCGUGCCAGGGUCUCCAGCUGGCAGUAAACUGGUUUUGGGACAAAGGGAUGCGCGACAUCACAGUGUUCGUCCCCCUGUGGAGGAAGGAGCAGCCGAAGCCUGAGGCGCCCAUCACAGAUCAACAUAUUCUCCACGAGUUGGAGAGGAGGAAGAUCCUGGUGUACACGCCAUCCCGCUGCGUAAACGGGAAGAGGGUGGUGUGCUAUGAUGACCGCUACAUAGUCAAGCUGGCCUUUGACUCAGAUGGCAUCAUCGUGUCCAAUGACAACUACCGCGACCUGCAGACAGAGAACCUCCAGUGGAAGAAAUUCAUAGAGGAGAGGCUGCUGAUGUACACAUUCGCCAAUGACAAGUUUAUGCCUCCAGAUGAUCCUCUGGGCAGGAAUGGUCCCACUAUUGAUGAUUUUCUGAGAAAGAAGCCACGCACCCCAGAAAACAAGCUGCAGCAUUGUCCAUAUGGAAAGAAAUGCACUUAUGGAGUAAAGUGUAAGUUCUACCAUCCAGAGAGGGCCAACCAGUCCCAGUUGUCAGUGGCUGAUGAGCUGAGGGCCCUAAGAGACAGAGACAGAGCCAAGAACAUCUCCCCUGCUGCAUAUCAGCAGGAGCACAGGUACAUCUCCACCCCUCCACCUCUGGGCAUAGAUGAGCUGUCACACAGGGCUUCGCCAGGGGAGCAGUCCAUCUGUCAGAGGGACACCAGCAGCCCGAGAAACCAAAUGAACUCAAGUCUCCAACACUGCCCGAGCCCAGAUAUAGAUGAAGCCUUCAGCUCCAUGGACAGCUCUCUGUCCAGGCUCUAUAUCCAUGACAUGGUCUACAGCAGGGAGCAGCCUGUGCACAGCUGCAGCAGCGGGGUGGCCAGCUACAGCCUGAGUCAAGAUGAGUACUCUGGGUCUUAUGGUGGCAACGCCCCGAGGAUCUGCCUGAACGGGGGUUACUACGCUCAGCCAAAUGGACUGGCAUCGCAUGAGCCCCCCACGUGCAGUCAAUGCAGGUGCUGUCACCAGCAGACCAGACUAUCCCCAAACAGGCACCAGCAGCAGCACCACCACCACCUCCAGCAGCAUGGAUGGAGCUCAUGUCCAGCUCUACCACCACAUAAUGGGGAGCUUCCCUCUCAAUUUGCAGAGAAGCAGUACUACAGACAGCCCUCCCACAGACAGACCCACAGCUUGCCCAGGGACCCAUGGGUGCAGGGCAGCCUGUCUGACCCUAGGCUGAGCAGUGGGGCUAAGAGCCCAUUGAGCGAGCGGAGGAAGGCUCUGAGGAUCCAGCUUAGCACCCUAUUCCCCCAGAACAUGGUAGAGCAAGUCAUGAAUGCUUACCCGCACGUGUCCGACAUGUCUGAACUGAUUUCUCUCAUCCAGAACUACAGAGCGAGCCACAUCAGUUUCUAGAUCCCAAGGACUUGUUUUUUUUUUUUUUUUUUUACAUUUCUUCAAACCGAGCCCAUGUUGGAGUUCUCAAUUCAAAAGAAAAGUGAAAACUGAAGAACGAGAGCACUUCUCGAAAUUACUGUGAAUUCAUUAUGACAGUUUGUACUGUGCAAAAUGAUUUGUCUUGCUUGAACAUGAUGCAAACUUACCCUUCAUUUGAAGCAUUACAAAGUGACACGAUCUGCAGAAAAUGUAGCAGAUUGAAUGCUCUCUCUUUAUCCUAGUGUAAAAGUGCAAUGCACUAAGCUCCAUACAAGCUACUUAUUGUAGCCUGAAAAUUGUUUUGUUUUAAAUAAAAGCAGCAUGUGUUGUUUUCCCAUGUUGCCUCAAAGUGAGGAACGCUAUAUUCUAUAUUUCUGUAAAGAAUGUCAUUGAUCUAUUUUUAAUAUGAAUUCUAAUGCCUUGUUUUUACUGAGAAAUAAAAGCGCUCAAACCACAUUACCACUGGGUAAUUUUCUAUUUGAAACUGUGCUUAUAGAUGUGAAGCUAAGGUGAAAUUUCAAUGCCAUUAAUGUCAUUAAAAAAAAGAAAAAAAAAAAAAAAAACAGCCAUUGCUCUCUGAUGGUAGCUUUAGUAGAGCAGCUUUGCAUGAUUUACAGUUCAAAAUUAUCCUUAUUUUGGUGCAUGCCAUCAAUCUGAAACAAGCUGUUUACACCUAGGGCUGCAUCAGAGAAACAAACAUAGCUUCUGGAUCUGAAAAGUAAAGUCUGUACAGAAGUGCCACCACCCUGCGUACAUCUCCUCCAGCUGAGCUUUUUGCUCAGUGAUUUGUGUACAUACACCGAUUUCACGAUUUUAAACUCUGGCCAUACUGGAACAGUACAGAACAGCAAAUAAGGAACAGCAGAGUACGUCUACUUUAAAGUGAGCCCGCUGUUCAACCAGUAAUGACGCUGCAGAUGUUUUCCUUCACACGUCAAGCACAUGCAUGUUCCUCCCGAGACACGGGUUUCUGAGCCUCUUUUUAAACCUGUGUGACAUUUUGUUUUGUGUUCAAUGUACCGUUGCAUUUCCCAGAAAGCUGUUG